AUGUCUCUCAUCAAUCCUGACUUGGAGAGCCAUUUCAAUGAGUCUCUCCAGCACUUAUUUGAGGACAUCAGUGACUGCUACAAGAACACAGCUGGAUCACUUCUACUGGUUCCGUCAGAGACAAUGCCAGAUUCUGCACGAUUACUUCAUGGCAUCCAUGACGUGCAUGAAGCUUUGGCGAAAGGCAUGAAAAUUGAAUGCCUACAGAUCCACAUCAACUACAACGACUUGCCGAUGACUCUCGAUGCCACUGUCACUGAAGACUACUACUGUCUUCUAUGUGUCCUGGAGGAAGAUUGCAAGCACGUCAACUUGCAUCUGUUGUCUUUGAAACACGUGCCACAGCAACAACUUCAACAACGUCCAGUUGUUCUAUGCGCGGGACGCCUCACUGAACUUGGCGCUAUCAGCGCAGGCAUCUUCCCAGCAAAGACGAAGACCACUCCUAUCAGCAGCACUCCACAUCGACCACUACAUCCAUCCUCUCUCAGGAUUGUGGAGGACAUACGAGUCAGUGCAGAGCGAGAGCCAAUCAAGCCUUCGCAGGACUUCAAAGAUUUUCCUCGUCGGCUGCUUCAUGCAGACAGAAAGGAGCGAACACGCCUUCUUGUCGGACUACAUCAACGCUUCUAUCACUGUGGCGUGACGGACAUGAUCCGUUUGCUCAACGCCAUGCUUCUUCCACGGGAUGUCAUACAGCAAGGAAUUGAGGUGUGCCAGCAAUGCAGUGAUUGCCAUUGCCAGCGUUAUGCCAACAAAGCUCCGAGACCUCAGCUUCGUGGCUAUGUUGCAGUCCAGUUCAAUGAAUAUGUCCUGAUGGAUCUCUUCUUCCUUUGGUCACAGCCUUUCAUUCUUCUCAUCGACCACUGUACCCAUUGGAAGACUGGCUGCCAUUUGCCCAACAAGCAAGCCUCGUCUCUGCUUCAAGCACUGAUGUCACAAUGGAUCCGUGUUUGGGGCCCUAUGCACACACUCUGCUCAGACCAAGAAGGAGGUCUAUCAAGCUCUGAGGCAACUGUCUUUUGUGAGCGUUUGGGCAUCACCAGGACCUUUGUCGGAACAUCAGCCUAUCAUUCAAAAGGGCUUGUUGAAAGACACGUCGCUCUCACCAAGCAUUCCAUGAUGAUCUUGAAGAGCACCUCCACCAAGGAAGGAUUGCACCUCAGCUAUGAUGACUUGAUCCAUGAGGUGACGAUAAGUCAAAAUAUGUUGCUUGAGAAAGGCGGUGUCACUCCACAAACCGCUGUCACAGGAAUCAAUCCACGAGAGUUCUGGCAGAUGGACAAUGAACAACUACAAGCACACACUGGAGCCUUAGAUGUGAAGGCUGACUUUGCUGAACAAGCCAUUCGAGGUCGUCUUCUUGCCAAGCAAGCAAUUCUUGAAGCCGUUGUUGGAGAACGCUUGGCUAUCGCUCGAAGAACAAAGCAGCAAAAGCAUGAUCUCAGUCUCCUCAUUGCAGGCAUGGCCAUUGACAUCUAUCGGCAACCUCAUCGGAAAGAUGACUUCGGUUGGCAUGGCCCAGCAGAACUGGUCAUCAUUGAGACCAAUGACAACUACAAGAAGAAAGAGCUUGAUCGCUCUUUUGAUGAGGGAGAUGCACAGAAACAUCAACGCCCUGAGAAGGAUGACACUGCUCCUCCUUUGCCAAUUUCCUCCGAUGCACCUGGCAGCUCCCAUGAGAAGCAACUUCUUUCGAUCCUCCUGCGAGUGACUUCUUCAGAUGAACUACCUGAUCCUGCCUCAGCCGCCUUGGAUAAUUCUGAGAGUUCUCCUGCGCCUGCCUUGGAUGAUUCCUCUGCGACGUUGGAUUAUGGCGAUCGCACUGACCAGACGAUUGAAUAUCCUGAUGAUCCUAACGCAGUUCAUCGAGCCUUGUCGCAUGCAACUCCUUUUGAAGGAGACUUAGCUUUCGAAAGUGCCUUUCAAGAGAGUAACAUUUUUUCAUUUUUGUGUUCCCGUUUCGGGGAUAAUCCGUUCUACUCCGAAACGAUCUCCGAGCAGCAGCAAGCACACACCAUGCUGAAGUCACUCACGCCAGAGUUCCGCGCCAUGUGGAGCGAUGCUGUUCCUGACUCGGAGCCACUCGUCGAAUAUUUGAUAGAUUUGAGUACUGGGGAGAUCCUAAAGGUCGACGACGAAACAGCAAACUUGACUGAUCAAGAGUUGAUCGACUAUGCGCCGGCAGUUCAUCUAGCAGAUUACAAGGAGCUACAUCAGUUUGUUGA
Molecule: messenger RNA, 2228 nt
Organism: Durusdinium trenchii
Lineage: Eukaryota; Dinophyceae; Suessiales; Symbiodiniaceae
Source: the annotation of a GenBank genome assembly